AUGGUCUGUUUCCGGCCAGAAGAUAAGGUGGAUACGAUUGCCAGAGUCAAUCCCGUGAUAUGGGCCAGAAUACCGAAUCCGGUGCUCGAACCUAUACUAACCGUGGUCCUCUCUGACAAUCAAAUUCAUCGUAUCUGCGGCAGAGACAAUCCAGGUGCGACUUGCAUGCGGGAGGGCGUGUGUUCGAAAUUCUACCCAAAAAACCUCUGCGAGACCUCUUCCGGCGACGAACGCCCCGUUUAUCGGCGACCGGACGAUGGUCGAACAAUCGACGGUAAAAUUUAUAACAACAGUCGAAUCGUGCCUUACAACCGAUACGCCACCCUCAAGUACAGGUGUCAUAUCAACUUUGAAGUGUGCGGGUCUUUAUCCUCCAUGAAGUACCUCUUUAAAUACGUGCACAAAGGAGUUGAUAGCGCCACCAUUAAGGAGCACAGGGGAAGUCGCGUAGCGGAAUGGAACGAAAUCCGCAACUACCAGGAUUGUAGGUAUAUGAGUUCAAUGUAG
Messenger RNA from Sitophilus oryzae (rice weevil), 507 nucleotides. RefSeq lists its product as uncharacterized. Bases 1 to 507 code for a protein of 168 amino acids. The transcript has a single exon. NCBI's taxonomy places the organism in Eukaryota, Metazoa, Arthropoda, Insecta, Coleoptera, Curculionidae. The record is from RefSeq and is a predicted model, not a curated record.